Molecule: messenger RNA, 1618 nt
Organism: Tupaia belangeri chinensis (Chinese tree shrew)
Lineage: Eukaryota; Metazoa; Chordata; Mammalia; Scandentia; Tupaiidae
Gene: AIRIM
Product: AFG2 interacting ribosome maturation factor
Exons: 5
Coding region: 317-928 (203 amino acids)
Cellular component (GO): cytoplasm; nucleus
Source: RefSeq, a predicted model, not a curated record
GACGGUGCUUUGGGCAGUGGCUUUUGCGCUUGCGUAGAGACCGAGGGUGCGUGGUUAGCGUUCUUGUUCUUCGGUUGAGUAGGCGCUGUCUUCCUGCUAGUUUAGGAAUCGUGACCCGCAGUCUCAGUGGGGUAGGGGUGGGCAAGAUUACGGCUCCGAAGCAUGGGUCGGAAGGUAGACAAGGCUUGGGCCCGGUGAAUACGGAGUCGGAAGCGGAAAGCUGCUUUGUCCGGAACCUCCUUGGAGUGAUAGCCAGGAAACCCUUCCUGAGGUGGGAAGCCAAGGGCCUUCCUUCAGAGACCCCCUUCUGAAGAAGAUGUCCCAAGACGGGCCUCUGUUAACGGUGCAGGAGGCCCUGAAGAAAUGCUUCCCGGUGGUGGCGGAGCAGCAGGGCCUGUGGCAGCGCACGGUGCGGGACUGCCAGCCCCUCCUGGCCUCGCUCGCCAACCUGGCGGAGCAGCUGCAGGCCGCGCAGAAUCUGCGAUUCGAGGAUGUGCCAUCCCUUCUAGCCUUUCCAGACUUGCAGGAGCGGCUGAGGCGCAAGCAGCUGGUGGCUGGUGACACCAUCCUGGACAAGUUAGGGGAGAGGCUAGCCACCCUCCUCCAGGUGCGCGACACGGUCAGCAGCCACGUGGAGCGUGUGUUUCAGGUCUACGAGCAGCACGCAGACUCAGUCGGCAUUGAUACCGUCCUGCAGCCUUCCGCCGCAAGUCCUUCUGUGGCCGACAUGCUGGAAUGGCUGCAAGACAUUGAGACACACUACAGGAAUUCGUACCUGAAGAGAAAGUACCUCCUCUCCUCGGUCCAGUGGGGAGACUUGGCAAACAUCCAAGCUUUGCCCAAGGCCUGGGACCGGAUUUCAGAAGAUGAGCACCAAGACCUCGUACAAGAUGUCCUGUUGAGCGUGUCCUUCUUCCUGGGAGAGUGAGGAAGCUGUGUGCUUACCUGCAGACCAGGGCACCACUGCCGAAGACUGGCAUUGCUGCACCCUGGGAUCUUCAAAGGGAUGUCAAGACUGCAGCAUGACACGUUUGCACUGGCAGUGCUUAGAACCUGAGGACUGGGUCUUGGGAGGACUGGUGCCAGAACCUCUGAUCCUGGGUCUUCUCCACGCCAGGCCAUGGCAGAGCACGCAGGCUGCCGUUUGCCCUCUCCUGGGGCUCAGGGAAGCGGUGGAGGCUGAGAGAAAGCAGACAAGGCUGUGCUGAAGAACUCGGUGUCUCCUGUCAGCCCUCAGUCCCCAGGUGGCAGGGAAGGAGAGGAUGGAGGAAAGAGCGGCAGCUGCUCUUGACACCACCCGAGAAGGUGUCUGGUUGACACUGGGUCUUGGCUUUAUAUUUGUGUCAAUAUCAGACUCCUUGAUGAAAAAGAGUUUUGAUGAUUUAAAAACUAAGGGUAAUAUUGAUGGAAAACUCCCUUAAGGGUUUUUGGCUAUGUAUUGGGUCAUUGGAAAAGUCAUGAUGCGUUUUUGCAUAGAAAUGGAAAAAUACCUCAUGACUUUCCCAGGGAUGGGAGCUCCUCACUGUCAGGCCAGUUUCCAUUUCUGGAGUCCGCCACCAGGGGGAGGUGGUGCAGCACGAAGGUCCUGAACGCUUUGUCUUGGAGAGCGCUCUGCAGC